AUGUUACAACCUUCUACUCUGAAACGUAGACUUGUGACCCUCUUAGAAGAAUUUAAGCGAGCGAGACAGUCUUGGUCCAAUCUUAAUGAUGAGGGUCUUACUCUAGCAAAUACAUUAGUCAAUACAAAACUGCAAGAACGCCUUACAGAUAAUCUGCCAGAAUGGGCACCAGAAUCAAACGAUUUUAUACAUCUGAAUGACGAUCAUAGUAUUCCUGAUGACAAAAUUAUCGCUUUGAAAGAAUCGCUUCAACAAAUCGUCGAAAAAAUGGCGAAACAGCUUACAAAAAUGAAAAUGCAAAUUCUUCAAGUGGAAUUCCUUCUCGAGGAAGCAUGUGAAAGCAUGGGUGAUGAAAUUGUUUACAAUAAUCCAUUAUAUUUAUCAUGUUCAUUGGAAACGUUUGUUGAAUUUUCUGUUAUUAUCUUUAAUAUGUUUACUCAAGAAAUGGAUCUUAAACAAAAAAUAAUUUUAUCUCUUGAAUUGGAAUUGGAAAAACAACAAUUUAUGGUAAUUCUAUCAACUUGGUUAAAUCAACCGUAUAUUGAUUUUGAUAAAAUAAUAGAAUUUGAAAAUAUUUGUAAAAUUGAAAUAGACAAUAAAGAAGAAAUUUAA
Cetraspora pellucida is the source of this 612-nucleotide messenger RNA. NCBI's taxonomy places the organism in Eukaryota, Fungi, Glomeromycota, Glomeromycetes, Diversisporales, Gigasporaceae. The record is from the annotation of a GenBank genome assembly.